UAUGGAGAAAAGUAAAGUACACCCCACCCCACUCCACACCUCCAGAAACCCUUUUCCUGUUUCUUCACCACUCUCAUGGCUUGUCGCCCAAUCAAACCCUAACCUACUCACCGGACCAAAUCUCACUCCUUCCACGUUCUCCCACCGAUUCUACACAUUCUGCACCUGUUAAUCCAUCCAGUUGCGUGUUCAAAUCGUCGGAGAAUUGGCUUCCAUAGCUUUUACGGUGUUUCGUAUCUCUAGAGUGAUAGCGCUUGCAUUCACAGUGUGUGUUUUGAAGAUCUCCAACAUUUGAGAACCGAUUGAGACUAAGAUGUACGUUGUUCCUCCUCCGAAGCGUUCCGAUCCGCUUUCUGGAUCUACAAACGGUACGGACAGUUUGAGAGUUUAUCAGGCGUGGAAAGGAAGCAAUAUAUUCUUCCUUCAAGGUAGGUUCGUAUUUGGACCUGAUGUAAGAUCACUGGUGCUGACUAUAUUCCUUAUCGUAGCUCCUGUUUCAGUCUUUUGUGUUUUCGUGGCUAGAAAACUGGUCUAUGACUUUGAUGACGACUGGGGGAUAUCUGUUAUGGUUGUGGCUAUUUUAUUCACAAUACAUGUUUUAGUACUUCUCCUUUUAACCUCGGGGAGGGACCCGGGUAUCAUUCCACGUAAUGCACAUCCACCAGAACCAGAAGGGUUUGAUGGUAAUACUGAAGGUAGUGCUCAAACCCCACAACUGAGGUUGCCUCGUUUAAAAGAAGUCGAAGUUAAUGGCGUGACCGUAAAAAUCAAAUAUUGUGACACCUGCAUGCUUUAUAGACCUCCUCGCUGCUCACACUGUUCUAUCUGCAACAAUUGUGUUGAACGGUUUGAUCACCAUUGCCCCUGGGUUGGCCAAUGCAUAGGCGUGAGAAAUUAUCGCUUCUUCUUCAUGUUUGUGUUCUCCACGACUCUACUUUGUAUAUAUGUUUUUAGUUUCUGCUGGAUUUACAUAAAGAGGAUUAUGGAUUCAGAGGACAUAACGUUAUGGAAAGCAAUGAUCAAGACUCCUGCAUCCAUUGUGUUAAUUGUCUACACCUUCAUAUCAGUGUGGUUCGUCGGUGGUCUUACCGCAUUUCAUUUAUAUCUUAUCAGUACAAAUCAGACUACAUAUGAGAAUUUCAGAUACAGGUACGACAGGCGAGCCAAUCCUUACAACAAAGGAGUCCUACAGAACUUCGGAGAGAUAUUUUGCACUAGAAUCCCGGAAUCAAAGAACAAGUUUAGGGCAUAUGUGCCAAAAGAACCAGGGAUCGGAGGGCGGCCAGUUGGUGGUUUCGUGAGUCCAAACAUGGGGAAGGCAGUUGAAGACAUUGAAAUGGGAAGAAAGGCGGUUUGGGGUGACGGUGGGGCCGGGCUAGACCACCGAGAAGGCCAACUGAGCGACAACGAAGGGCUAAACAUCAAAGAAAUUGGAACAGGUGAAAUGUCACCAGAGAUAAGAACAACAGUGGAUGAAGGAGACCGUGCAAAUAUUAUACACGCAAGGCGGUCGAGUUGGGGUCGGAAAAGUGGGAACUGGGAAAUGUCACCGGAAGUUCUAGCUUUAGCUUCAAGAGUGGGCGGUGGAGGCAGUGGUAGUAGUGGUGCGGGUGGAGCAAGCUCACGGCCUGCAGAACCGAGGUUGUGAUAGGCUGAUUAAUCGAGCGUGGUAGAUAGGAGUUGAUGUUUGUGUUGGGUUGGGUUGGGUUGGGUUGGACCGGUGUGUGGUUUUUAAGAUCUUUAUUGGCUGAUAAGUUGUAAAAUUAGUUGGUGUGAUUCUGGCUCUGGCUGUGUGCAUGAUCCCAAUUUCUAUAUGCUGUGAUAGAGAUCUUCUAAUGUUGUUAUCUUUUUAUAGUUCAGUGAAAGGAUGAUGAUGUAUGGUUUGGUUUGCUUU
This is a messenger RNA of Helianthus annuus (common sunflower), 1894 nucleotides long. RefSeq names its product probable protein S-acyltransferase 7. Bases 314 to 1648 code for a protein of 444 amino acids. Gene Ontology annotation, biological process: peptidyl-L-cysteine S-palmitoylation; protein targeting to membrane. Gene Ontology annotation, molecular function: protein-cysteine S-palmitoyltransferase activity. The transcript is spliced from 5 exons. The record is from RefSeq and is a predicted model, not a curated record. Gene Ontology annotation, cellular component: Golgi apparatus; endoplasmic reticulum. Lineage: Eukaryota; Viridiplantae; Streptophyta; Magnoliopsida; Asterales; Asteraceae.